UUAUUGGACUUUUUUUUUGGGGGGGGGGGGGGACAAAAUGCAAUCAUGGAAAGUUAAUAUGCGCCCACUUUGUCUUUUUCUCCCGCUGCAGUGACGUUCCAGAGAGUCGACGGUGGCCUGAUGAGCAAUGGGAGCCGGCCAGGCCUACUGAACGCCAGCGACCCGGGCUACCCCUGGUUGGCCGACUCCUGGCCCGCCUCCAGCUUGCCCGUCAACAGCACCUCCGGGGGACCCAACGAUCUCGGCAAUUUUGGCCGGGGAGACAUCCAGGGGGACAAGACGGGCACCAUGCUGUCGGACGGCGCCAUCUACAGCAGCAUCGAUUUCACCACCAAAGGCAACUACGGCAGCCCGGGCCAAGCGUCGCAGGCCACGCCGUACGCCACCACUCAGAUCCUGCACUCGGGCAGCAUCCACGAGCUGGCCGUGGAGCUGCCCGAGGCCCAGUGGAAGGCCUCGCUCCAGGCCAAGCAGGAGAUGGCCAACCUGGGCUACUCGCUGCCCGACAAGAACUCCUGCAACAACACCCUCCUUUUCAUUCCCGACUACCGACUGACCGACGGGCUGUCUAAUCGAAUUCCGCACAACCACUCGCAAGAUUUCAGCACCACCAGCUCUCACAACAGCUCAGAGCGAAGCGGCAGCCUCUCAGGUGGCAAAGGAGGAAAGAAGAAGAAGACCAAGGCCGGUUCCAAAGCCCCGAAAGCCACCGGCUCCACCUGGGCCAAUGUUCCCUUACCCCCUCCCCCCAUCCACCCGCUUCCGGGCACCGACAUGGACCACUACCCCAACGAGCACCACGAAGCAGGAGGAUAUGAGGGCGACGGCUGGGGUCCGCCGAUGCCGGUGCAGACGUACCUCCACCAGGGCAUGGAGGACGAGCUGGAGGAAGAGGAGGAGCGGGUGCCCACCCCGCCCGUCCGCGGGGUGGCCUCCUCCCCGGCCGCCGUCUCUUUCGGCCAGCAGUCGACGGCCACCCUCACACCGUCGCCGAGGGACGAGAUGCAGCCCAUGCUGCAGGCCCAUCUGGACGAGCUGACGCGAGCCUACCAAAUGGACGUGGCCAAGCAGACGUGGCACGUGCAAGUGGGGUCCCUUCCCCCACAGGCCCCGGCGCCUCCGGUAGGCUACGUGUCAAGCACAAUGGUGUCCGACCUGGAGACGGACCUGGCGGACGAGGACGACGAGGAAGAUGACGACGAGGAAGACGAAGGCUACGGGGCCAGGCAUCCCCGAGGAAUCGAGCACACGCCCGGUUCCAGCAUGGACAACCUGGACAGCUCUUUGACGGGCUCCAUGGCCAACGGCUGGGGCUCGGCCUCGGAGGACGAGCGCAAUUUCUCCAGCCGGCGCUCCAGCGUGGCCAGCUCGUCGGACGGCUCCAUCUUUACCCACUGCAGCUUUGCGCAGGCCCUGGUGGCCGCCGCCGACAAGGCGGGCUACCGGCUGGACGGCACCAGCCUCAGCAAGCGCGGCCGCUGUAAAAGAGACAAAGGCGCGCCUCACAGGCAGCGGCCCGGCAGCCCGUUCUCCACAGAUGGCAGCACAGUGGGAACGCACAGCCUGGGCCACCAGAGGGCCGCCAGGCCGCCGCGCAAACCCCGCAACCAGGCCUCGGCGCCCCACCGCAGAGACGCCGCUGCGGACGACCUACCUCCCCCUCCCGAGCCCCCGCCCGGCCAGGGCCAGGCCCGAGCCCAGACGGGCCGCUGCAUCAACAGCAUGAUCCCGCCUCCGGAGAGGAAGGCCACGUCGCUGGAGCGCCCGCCCAUGUCGGGACCGCCGUCCGGAACGGCGGACGACAGGCAGAUGGCGCGCGCCACUCUGGAGCAUCACCGCCAGGCUCAGGAGCGGCUGGGCUCCGACGACGCCCGGCGAAUUCACAAAAAUGAGGAGGGCUGCCUGCCGUACCACCGACCGUCCUUCCCGUCGCCGGGCGGCCACAGCUCGUCGGGCACGGCCUCCUCCAAGGGCUCGACGGGGCCCCGCAAGCAGGAAGGCCCGCGCCAGCCGCAGCAGUGGACGGCCAUGGAGCACGCCGACUUCCUGGGCGCCAACGGACAAGGGCAGUACUCAGGAGAGCUAUAGUGUUUCACCUGGAUGAGAUCUUCAAAAAAAAAAAGUAAUGGUUGAGUCCCCCCGCCCCCAUUUUGUCAAGGGCAACGACGACUGUCAACCGGAGCGGCGGGCUGUCGGAAGUGUACAUGGAAGUGUCCGCGUAUGAUGUAUAGACACAGACAUAUUGUACAUCUCACUAUGGUUUUUGUCUUUGAGGAAAAUUUGGACUGUGUGGUUUUUUUUUUUGUGUCCAACAAAGCACACAAUUUCCGGUGAGCGCCCUUUUCUAACCUCAACUUUCCUUGUAAAUAUCUUCUUUUAACUUGCUGUUGCUAUGCAAGCCUCCAACAGUUUUUUUGGUUUGUUUUUUUUGUUUUAUUAUUGUACUAUAUGUGAAUGGUGUGGCUGCUGUGCCAUAAAAUUGUCAUUUUUUCCCCCCGAAAGAAUCUGUUAAUAGUCACUAUUAAUUAUUGUAAUAUUAUUAUAAUUAUUGUUUAGGUUUUUUUUUUUUUUUUGCACUGCAACUUUUGGUGAUAAGCACAAAAAAAAGACCAUAGCUCCUGCUGACAUGAAGGUGAUGAUGUGAAGAGGAGUUUCUGUACUAUAAAGAGAAGACGAAGAGAAUUAUAUCGUGCAAAAUGUACAGAGAUGUCUUGUUUAAAAAAAAAUAAAAAAAAUUGGCGAGGCAGCCAGGAAACUCGAAGAGGAAACUGUCACUUUAACGCAACGAAUUAUUCAUUUGGGAGUUGUUGUUGUUUUUUUUUUAACGCAGUUUUGAACGAUUUGACCACACUGAUGUGGUGUUUCGGCACUUGCGCAAAUGUGGAGCGUCCAAUUGUUUACAUGUCAAUUUGAUUUUUUGGAAUGAAUAUUUUGGGUUUAUUUUUAGGGAGCACUUGACCGCUUUGCUCCUCAACUGAUGUUCAGUCGCCCUCAUCCGAGAGACGCCCGUCUGCAGUUGUGACGAGGUUUUUUUGGGAAGUGACAUGUCUCUCACACACACACACACACACACACGCAUGCACGCAGCUGUUUACCGACUACUAAAUUGUGCUGCUUUUUACCAGUUUUUAUCUUUCUUGAAAGAUUCACGUUCUGAUAUAUUUUUUUUCUUUUAUCACAACAAAAGUCAUUUGUCAAAUUGGAAUAAUUCAAAAUAAAAAGUCUAAUUCACGGAAAUGUUUGUAGUUGUAAUUUUUCCAUUGAUUAAUAUUCAAAAUAAACGCCAAGAAUUCUUAAGACUUAGAUUUUUGUUGUAAUAUUGCACUUUUAUUCAUUGAACUUAAAAAAAAAGUACUUCUAGUUGCUAUUUUAUGCCCCUACCCUCGAAAAUUGUUUUUAAUUUUCCUCAGCUGAAUUUUACAAGAAAAAUCUGUAAUAUUUUGACAAAAGCUUAAAAAUACCCAAUGGGAAUCAAGUUGCAAUUUUCGACCAAUCAAGUUGUAAUAUGGGGCAAAAUAUUGCGAGGCUAAACUUGUCACUUUUUAUGGUCUUCCUUUAAGAAGCUUCCAAUUCUGCAGACACACAUGCACGCGGCAUCAGAUGAUGUUGUGCUUGUUUCUUUGCCUUCGACCAAAUCUCUGCUGCUCAACAUUUUUUGUGCUUUGAUCAUUUCUUUUGUGUGUGUUUUUUUUUUUUUUUUUUUUUUGCUGUUAAAGGGUUGCAAGGUUGUCGUGACGUCACUUCAUUCAUUUCAACGGGCACAGAGGCCAGUGUUUUCUGGAAAUGAGGUGCAUGAGAGUAUCUCAGGUUCUUUUACAUUCUGCUGGUGUUGAUGUAUAUACGUGUAUAUUUAUAUCUGUAUACAUAGACAUUCUAUCCAGAAUGCGGUGCCCCACAUUCAGACAAAAAAAAAAAAAAGACCAAA
Hippocampus zosterae (dwarf seahorse) is the source of this 3925-nucleotide messenger RNA. RefSeq names its product roundabout homolog 2-like. The transcript is spliced from 12 exons. Bases 121 to 2088 code for a protein of 655 amino acids. The record is from RefSeq and is a predicted model, not a curated record. Lineage: Eukaryota; Metazoa; Chordata; Actinopteri; Syngnathiformes; Syngnathidae.